AGAGGAAAACAGGAGGAGCAGUGCAUAUUUCGGAGAUCAGAGAUCUAAACGUAUAUUUGGACGAAUAUUGUUCUUCUAAAAUUGUAACUUGUGGAUUUUUGGGGAUGAUAUCCAUCCUGGGGACAUUCAAGGAUUCCCUCUGAAGAUCAGAAAUCAUUUUACUGGAAUUUGUCUCGUUACAUUUUGCAGGAACAUGACGGAGAGAACAAUGACACGGCAAGUGCUGCUCUUUAUCGCGGUUCUCUAUUUCAAUUCUGUUGUUGGGCAGGUCAGCUAUUCCAUCCCAGAAGAAAUGCCAAAAGGCUCUUUCGUUGGGGAUAUCGCGCAGGAUUUGGGUUUGGAUGUGAAAAGGCUGAGAUCAGGAAAUGCUCGCAUAUAUACGGGAGACAGUACGGAGUACAUCGAGUUGAAUAAAGAGAAGGGGGUCCUCCUCGUCAAAGAGAGGAUAGACAGAGAGGCGAUCUGCGCACAGGCGGUGCCCUGUGCUUUGCAUUUCCAGGUCAUCCUAGAGAAUCCUAUGGAAUUUUAUAGUAUCACUGUCCAAGUUAUGGAUAUUAACGACAACGCCCCGAUUUUUAAAAGGGGGGAAAUGAAAUUCAGAAUUAGUGAGUCAGCUAUCACAGGUGCAGUGUUCUUGUUACAACAAGCAAUGGAUCUGGAUGUUGGUGGUAAUGGCCUUCAAAGUUACAUGUUAAAGCCGACCGAUAACUUUGUUUUAAGGCUGCAAAAUCAAGCAGAUGGAAGUAAGAUGGUAGAAAUGGUUUUACAGAAACCUUUAGAUCGAGAAAAAGAGGAUAGUCUAUCGCUUAUAUUGACUGCAGUGGACGGAGGUGAACCGCUGCUCUCCGGGACAGUUCAGAUUCACAUCAGUGUGCUCGAUUAUAAUGACAAUGCUCCAGUUUUUACACAGAAAAUCUACAAAUCUAUCAUAAGAGAAAACUCACCCCAGGGGACGCAAGUAGUAAUCGUCAGUGCUUCUGACUUAGACGAAGGUCCCAAUGGCAAAAUAUCUUAUGCUAUAUUGAAUCUACUGGACAAUGUGUCAGAAUUGUUUGAGAUAAACAAAGAGACUGGAGAAGUUACACUGAUUGGCAACACUGACUUUGAAAAAAAGCGACAAUACCAAAUACAUGUCCAGGCCAUUGAUGAAGGAGGAUUAACUGACUCAUGCAAAAUUAUAGUUGAAAUAACUGACAUAAAUGACAACAUACCUGCUAUCAAUGUAAUGUCCAAGUCCAGUGUAAUAAAAGAGGACAUUCAGCCUGGCACUGUUGUUACAAUGAUAAAUAUCCAAGAUCCAGACUUUGGUGAAAAUGGAAAAGUAAAAUGUUAUAUUAACGACAAUAUUCCAUUCACAAUUUCAUCCGCAUCAAAUAGUUUUUUCAGUUUAACAACAGACAGUGAUUUAGACAGAGAGGUCGCUUCUCAAUAUAACAUCACAGUGACGUGUUCUGAUGAGGGAGUGCCCUCUCUCUCCAGCAGCGUCACUCUCACCUUACAGAUCUCUGAUGUGAAUGACAACGCGCCUGUCUUUGAGAGGAGCUCAUAUGAGGCCUACAUUGUAGAAAACAACACACCAGGCCUCUCUAUAUUCACAGUGAAAGCCAGAGACGCUGACUGGAACCAGAAUGCCCGUGUUUCUUACAUCCUGGAAGACUCCUCUGUUAACGGAGUGCCAGUCUCCUCAUAUGUUUCAGUCAGUGCUGAUAGUGGAGUCAUCCAUGCAGUGCGAUCUUUUGACUACGAGCAGAUCAAAGACUUCCACUUCCGCGUCAAAGCGCAGGAUGGAGGCUCCCCUCCACUCAGCAGCAACGUGACAGUGAAAGUAGUGAUCCAGGACCAGAACGAUAACCCCCCUCAGGUCCUGUACCCAGUCCAGACUGGUGGGUCAGUGGUGGCUGAGAUGGUGCCUCGUGCAGCAGAUGUGGGCUACCUGGUGACUAAAGUGGUGGCUGUUGAUGUGGACUCUGGACAGAAUGCCUGGCUCUCGUAUAAACUGCAGAAAGCCACAGACAGGGCGCUGUUUGAAGUGGGCUUACAGAAUGGAGAAAUCAGAACUAUCCGCCAAGUGAAUGAUAAAGAUGCUGUGAAACAAAGACUGACUGUUAUAGUGGAGGACAACGGGCAGCCGUCUCGUUCAGCUGCAGUCAUUGUUAACGUGGCGGUGGCGGACAGCUUCCCUGAAGUGUUGUCUGAGUUCACUGACUUUACACACGACAAGGAGUACAAUGACAACCUGACUUUUUACUUAGUGCUGGCUUUGGCUGUAGUGUCCUUCCUCUUCAUCACGUGUGUGGUGGUUAUUAUAUCAGUGAAAAUCUACAGAUGGAGACAGUCUCGCACCCUGUAUCACUCCAACCUCCCUGUGAUUCCAUAUUAUCCUCCACGUUACUCAGACACUUUGGGCACAGGGACUCUCCAGCACGUGUACAAUUACGAGGUGUGCAGGACGACUGACUCCAGAAAGAGUGACUGUAAGUUCGGCAGAGCUGGUAGUCAGAACGUGCUGAUAAUGGACCCCAGCUCUACAGGGACCAUGCAGCGGAUACAGAGUGAGAAGAGCAUCCUGGAUGAACCAGACUCUCCUCUAGAGGUUAGACAUUUAAGUUAUUCUCAUUUAAGUUUUAAACAGAAUGCAACACGUCGAAAAAAAUUGUAA
Messenger RNA from Labrus bergylta (ballan wrasse), 2659 nucleotides. The record is from RefSeq and is a predicted model, not a curated record. Lineage: Eukaryota; Metazoa; Chordata; Actinopteri; Labriformes; Labridae.